GUCCAUCAGUUGGCGCCUUUUGCCACGCUUUUUCCCCCACAGCUGGCUUUGGGGGCUGCGAACGCUCCACAGCUCGCGGGUCACAUGGCCUGCCAGAGCCUGGGUACUCCGUGAGCGAGCCGCGCCUCGGGAAGAGGUGAGGCUUCGGCAUGCACCCAAACCAGUGCUUGCACCCAAACCCCUCUUCCGAGGCUUCAGGGUCGGGAGAUGGCUCCUCCGUGGGGAUGAGCUAGACAAGCCUAGGAGAUACCAGCAGCCGCUUUCCGCUUGCGCAGGGGACGGUGCUAAUCGCUCCCACCGGGUAGGUUUCCGCUGCGCAAGAUCUGCCCAGCCCCAUUGGUAUCACGACCCGAGCGCCCACCUCGGAGAUGACUCCUUCAGAGCAAGGGUAAAAAGAUUAGGGUUCCCGCGGCGGGCACGCAGAGAGCAGCCGCAGAAGCUGGCGCCGCCAGGGAAGGCCUGCUCCCACCGCGGUGCCCUCUGGGCAGGCAGGCUCCCGCGCGGCCCCGCUUGUGGCGCUGGCUGCGGUUCGCCUGAAAACUGCGGGGACCCCAAAAGGGCGCCUCUCGAGGGGCUGGGCCGGCAUCCGCACAGGGAUGACUGAGUGUCGCAGCGGGGGAGCCUCCCUACCCCUCGCCCUAUUCUGUGGCUUCGCGAGGCCGACGGAAAGUCGCGAGCCAGGCGUAUCCGAGUCCAGGUUUGAUUUGCACUGACUUUGGCCUGCGGUCCAGGAUGCUUUGUUCUUGGGACCAGACCUGACCAGAAGUUGACCUCAUGAGCACCUCAACCUCUCCAGCUGCCAUGCUCCUCCGGAGGCUGAGGCGGCUCUCCUGGGGCAGCACUGCUGUUCAGCUCUUCAUCUUAACAGUGGUGACAUUUGGCCUGCUGGCUCCUCUGGCCUGUCACCGGCUUCUGCACUCUUACUUCUACCUGCGCCACUGGCAUCUGAACCAAAUGAGCCAAGAGUUUCUGCAGCAAAGCUUGAAAGAGGGUGAAGCUGCCCUCCACUACUUUGAGGAGCUGCCCUCUGCCAACGGCUCAGUGCCCAUUGUCUGGCAGGCCACACCCCGCCCCUGGCUGGUCAUCACCAUCAUAACUGUGGACAGGCAACCUGGCUUCCACUACGUCUUGCAGGUGGUGUCCCAGUUCCACCGGCUACUUCAACAGUGCGGCCCCCAGUGCGAGGGCCACCAACUCUUCCUGUGCAAUGUGGAGCGGAGUGUGAGCCAUUUUGAUGCUAAGCUGCUGUCCAAGUAUGUUCCUGUGGCCAACCGCUAUGAGGGCACUGAGGAUGACUAUGGCGAUGACCCUUCGACCAACUCGUUUGAGAAAGAGAAGCAGGACUAUGUCUAUUGCCUGGAAUCCUCCCUGCAGACCUACAACCCAGACUAUGUCCUGAUGGUGGAAGAUGAUGCCAUUCCAGAAGAACAGAUCUUCCCAGUCUUGGAGCACCUUCUGCGGGCUCGCUUCUCUGAGCCACAUCUCAGAGAUGCCCUUUAUCUAAAGCUCUAUCACCCCGAGAGGCUCCAGCACUACAUCAACCCAGAGCCCAUGCGGAUCCUGGAGUGGGUUGGUGUCGGCAUGUUGUUGGGGCCCUUACUAACCUGGAUAUACAUGCGAUUUGCCAGCCGGCCAGGGUUUAGCUGGCCUGUCAUGCUCUUCUUCUCCCUGUAUAGCAUGGGUCUGGUUGAGCUGGUGGGCCGGCACUAUUUCCUAGAGCUGAGGCGGCUGAGCCCUUCCCUGUACAGCGUGGUCCCUGCUUCGCAGUGUUGCACCCCUGCCAUGCUCUUCCCUGCCCCUGCAGCCCGCCGGACCCUCACCUACCUGUCCCAGGUGUAUUGCCACAAGGGCUUCGGCAAGGACAUGGCACUGUACUCACUGUUGAGGGCCAAGGGGGAGCGGGCCUAUGUGGUGGAGCCCAAUCUCGUGAAACACAUUGGGCUCUUCUCCAGCCUUCGGUAUAACUUUCACCCCAGCCUGCUCUAGCCUGCCAAGAGAUGCCUUUCUGAAAUUGGCCACUUCUUGGAGAUUCAACUCUUGAGCUCCUUGUUUGGACAUAGUUGCUUGCAGAUAUUUCAUUGUUUAAGGUUGCUAGGGAUAUAGGCAGUGGGAUGGCUGAGGAAGACACACAUCAAGAGCCUUGGCUUUGGUAACUCUGGCAGGAACAAACUGUUCACUGUGGGUCCAGAUGUCUUGCCCUGCACACAGCCACACUGCCUCAUGCAGUCUGACCUACCCGCCGAAGAGCAUUUAAAUACCAGUUAUAUUCUCCAAUUGUCUUUCGCUCUGCUUUUUGAUAGAGUUUGUGACUGGCAAAAAUAUUGUGCACAGUGAUAUGACCAAUUUAGGAUUUUAAGGGUAGAGUUUGGUGAAAGGUGAGAUUCUUUUGCAGUGAUCUCUUUCUCAUUGGGAAUAAGAAUAGGUAUAUGUUUAGAAUACAUGUCCCGAGAAGCAGGACCAUGUUGAUAGAUUCUAUUAGUUUCCUUGACCUGGUGUAAUAAAAGCCACACAGUGCCCAACAUUUUGGAGGCUGGUGACCUGGCUUCUGUUACCUGGUGUUUUCUUUUCCACACAUCUGUAAUGCACUGAUAAUCAGUUUUGUUUGUGAGAACUUUAAAGCACAGCAAGAUCUGGAAGUACCUUCUGGAUCAUCAAAGUUAUAUUGUUUAUGUUUAGUAGUGAUUUAAUAUUGAAGAUUUCUAUUCUGUUCUGAUUCUUUGAAAGUUGGACAUUGCAGGAUAAUAUAGAAUGGGUGAGCACUUUGCUAAUAGCAUAUCCUUUACUCUGUCUUUGCUGACUAAUCAUUCACCCUCAUUUCUGUUUCUUCUAUUGUAGCAUGAUGUUAUAGAAGAAAAAGUAUGGACUGUGAAGUCAGAAGAGUUGAAUUUCAGCUCUCUGUCAUGUCCUAGUAGUGUGAACUUGGGCAAGUCAUAAGCCCUCUGAGUCUCAAGUUUUUCACCUGUAAAAUGGGGAUGGUGAUACCUAACAUUUAAAGUUGGCUUGAGGAUUAAAUGACAGAAUAUAUGUAAAACACCUAGCAAGUGCAUAGCUCAUAAAGGGUCCUUGGCAAAUAUUGGUUCUUUUCUCUCCUAUAAUAAGCAUAUGGAACUCAGAUGUAUUUUGGAUAAAGGUAUUAGUGAUGUUGUUUAAAUAUGAGAUGGAGCAUAGAGCUGAUACCUAUGGAGCAGCUGUUCCAGACCACACACUGCUAGAAUAACUUUUCUAGCUGACUUUUCAUUGUGACUUAAGAAGGAUGUGCAGCUCAGUUUCAUCUAGCCCCACCUGCAACCAAGCCCAAAAUAAGAUGUGUUCACUCAAACUGGAAAUGAUGAGACUCCUCUUGAGCUUUUUCCAAAACUAAUGUUAGAAAAUAACUCUUCUCAAAAGUUACAAAUAAACAUCAUUUGAUAAUACUUACCAAACGGGUGACAAGCAGGUCCCUCUAUGAAGAUGGGUGAUUAUAUUAGAAUUCAAGCAGCUGUCCACUUUGUUUCAGUGCCAACAUUUUCCAUUUGCUUUUAAGUUUCCACAGUGAACUACUAUCUUGGGAUCUGCUCAAGAACACUGAGGGAGCAUACAGGAGCUCAUGCCCACACUUUAUAGAUGAACAAACUGAGGCCCAGAGAUGUUAAAGGACUUCUCCAGGAUCACACAGCUGAACAGCAGCAGAGAGGACUGGAAUGUAGUAGGUUUUCUGACUUGCAGCCCCUGCAUUUUUUUCUUAACCACAUUCAUUUUAUAAAUAUCUGUGUUGUCAAAUUCUCCUUUGUGAAAUCUGAUUGUAACCUGGACUAAAUAAUGUCUCUGUAAGCUAAAAUGGUAAAACUCCCUGUGGUGUUAGUCUUGGGGCGCAAACAGGUAUCAGUAUGUGUUGUGUUGUUACGGUGAGCUCUUACUUAUCCCCCAGGAAUGUCCAACGUGAUCAGAGCUACUAGAUGACUUAUUGAGAUGUUCAGAUUCCACCCCUUCAUCCCUCUUUCCCAGUAACUAGUCCAGCCCCAUGUUUGAGAAUAGAAUCACCUCCAACCUACAACUCAUUAGAGUUUGUUGCAUUAACAGUUGAAUCUCCUCGUGAAAAUUUUAUGUGCAAUGUCAGGACAUCUAAGCUAGCCAAGUUCCAGAUUGGAAUCAUUGCUGGUUUCCAUUUCUGCUCUCUGCAAUUCAGUCGCUUACCUGCAAGCAGAAAUCCUUUCCCCUUAUUCCCUCAUUCUGGGUGGCUAAGAUCAUCUUUGCCUUGUCUACUUUCCCUACCUACACACUAAGACAUCUUAGCCCACUGAUCUUAACUAGGGUCUGCCAUCCUUGGACAUUUUCUGCAAAAGCAGAAAUCCUACCCACUUAUAUCCCUACCCAUUUCUAGAUCUCCUUCCCUUUUGUCCUUUAUUCCUAGAGUCCAAAUUGUGUAUGUUGUCCUGGUUUAGGACAGCUGACAGCUUUACACCAAAGCUGAAGCAUCUUGUUUAAUCCUAUGCAAGGGGGCUAGAAGGGCACUAAAAUCCCCUUCUGAUAUUGAGCGAUAGAGGUUACCAGGAGGGCGAAGGUCUCUAACAGUCCUGCUUACCUUUCAGAAUAUAAAUUAUUGUGAGGCCUAAGAAGCUCCCUUUUGUGACUUAGUGUAUGUGCGUAGACAUAUCAGUUCAAAUAAAUGUACCCCUUCCACUGAGGCA
Messenger RNA from Phacochoerus africanus (Common warthog), 4667 nucleotides. RefSeq names its product post-GPI attachment to proteins GalNAc transferase 4 (gene PGAP4). Gene Ontology annotation, biological process: GPI anchor biosynthetic process. Gene Ontology annotation, cellular component: Golgi membrane. Gene Ontology annotation, molecular function: glycosyltransferase activity. Lineage: Eukaryota; Metazoa; Chordata; Mammalia; Artiodactyla; Suidae. Bases 775 to 1986 code for a protein of 403 amino acids. The record is from RefSeq and is a predicted model, not a curated record. The transcript is spliced from 2 exons.